Perca flavescens (yellow perch) is the source of this 1848-nucleotide messenger RNA. Its product is annotated as tyrosyl-DNA phosphodiesterase 2. The record is from RefSeq and is a predicted model, not a curated record. The coding region runs from base 226 to 1134 and encodes 302 amino acids. Gene Ontology annotation, biological process: double-strand break repair. Gene Ontology annotation, molecular function: single-stranded DNA binding; 5'-tyrosyl-DNA phosphodiesterase activity. NCBI's taxonomy places the organism in Eukaryota, Metazoa, Chordata, Actinopteri, Perciformes, Percidae. Gene Ontology annotation, cellular component: cytoplasm; PML body. The transcript is spliced from 6 exons.
GAACGGAUCGGGUACUGACAUUGCCCCUACACAUCACAUUAUAUAUAUGUCAAUGAUCACAUGGUGCAUCAUAAGUUUCGUUUCUGUACAACAGUAACGUUUACACCCUCAUAUGAGUCAGCUUAAGUACACAGUGACUGUUUUGUAGCUACCACACGCAGGUGGUUUAAUUCAAGGUAAACCCAGCCUUGGGUGAGUCUUUCAGAAAGGUGGAAACUGACUUUUAUGACAGACAUGGAGAAAGUCUUGGCUGUAGCAGAGUCAUCAGAAAUAAAGACCACCAGCUCCACAAAAGACAGAAAGGAGGGUAAGGAAAAUACUCCAGGAACCAGUAAUGACACAGAAAAUCAAUGGGAAAAAGAAGAAAAAGAAAACAACAAACUGUCGCUGAUCUCCUGGAACGUGGAUGGACUUGAUCCAGAGCAACAGCCAGAGAGAGCGAGAGGCCUCUGCUCCUACAUAAUCUCACACUCUCCUGACGUGGUGUUUCUUCAGGAGCUCAUCCAACCAUACACGCGCUUCAUGAAGAUGCGUCUGGUGGCCAACUACACGUUCAUCGAAGGAGGAAAGGAGAGUUACUUCAUCGGGAUGAUGCUGAAGAAGUCACGGAUCACCCUGCUGGACAGCGAGAUAGUCGAAUAUCCAACCUCUCGCCAGAUGAGGAACCUGCUUGUCGCUCAGGUGCUGUUCAAAGGCCAGAAGCUUUGUCUGAUGACGUCUCACUUUGAGAGCUGUAAGCCCAAUGCAGCAAACAGGAUGAAACAGCUGCGCCUGGUGAUGAAGAGGAUGACCGAGGCGCCUGAUGAUGUCACUGUCCUGUUUGGAGGAGACACCAACCUGAGGGAUGCUGAGAUGGUCGAAGUAGGCCUUCCUGGCUGCAUCUGUGAUGUGUGGGAGCAGCUGGGAGAGCCGGAGAAUUGCCGCUACACAUGGGACACCUACGCCAACACAAACCUGGAUCAUCGGUACAAGAGUCGCUUCCGUUUCGACCGGCUCUACCUGCGCCGGGCUGCCGGAGACGGCGUCCCACAGCUGGAGCCCGACAGCAUGGCCUUGAUCGGGCUGGAGAAGCUCAAGUGUGGUCUCUACACCAGUGAUCACUGGGGCAUUUACUGCACAUUCUCUGCUCUGUAGAAAUGCACAAAACAUUGUCCUUCUGUGUACCUUUUUUCCUUUUGAAGCGAAAUACUUCCUGAUUUUAAAUCUUAAGAAUUUUAAUCUCCGCUACAGAGGCUGCAAAUGUGGCACCUACAUUUGAAUUAAUAGGCCAUUAUUCCGUGGGUUACCUUCUAUCUCAUGUUAUGCAUUCUAUUUAUUCUAUUUUACUCUUAUUUUAUCUUCUUUUUGCCUUUGUAAGGUGUGUUUUACUUUCCACCAUACUUUACAUUGAUUGUGGUAUUCUAUCACUGGUUUUACUUUAUAUUGACUCCCUGUUUAAUGCUCAUUUGAUUUCAUGUGAUGUCCUUAUUGUAAAAUACUUUGUACUGCAUCUCUUGUAUGAUAGGUGCUAUACGAAUAGGCUAAAAUUAUUAUCACGGUUAUAUUAUGGUGGAACAGCGGACAUUGAAACUGUUUGACUGUAAUGUUUUAAUCAUUGAUACCUAAUUUAUGAGUUCAAUCAGACAUUACAACACAACAACUAUUUACUUUCACAUCUGUAUAAAAAAAAAAUGUUGAGUGUAAAUAUGUAUGGCUCUGCAGCUUUGCCCAAUAAUAUACCAUUCAUUUGGUUUCCUCCUCUCCAACUUACCCCUGAAGUGCUGACAGCAGUUGACUUCACUUCCCCAUUUCCCUGAUCUUUGACAAUAAAGUUUCAGACAAUACAUAUCUAUUAAAUUAGUUGCAGAG